Molecule: messenger RNA, 1056 nt
Organism: Parasteatoda tepidariorum (common house spider)
Lineage: Eukaryota; Metazoa; Arthropoda; Arachnida; Araneae; Theridiidae
Product: glyoxalase domain-containing protein 4
Source: RefSeq, a predicted model, not a curated record
CUACAAAUCUACGCCUACAAAUAAACAAAACCAGCUCCCGUCCAAUUUGGAUUUCAUUUUUCAAAGAAAACUUGAAUUUCAAUAUUUAAAACAGAUAUCAGGUCAAAUAAGAAGUAAUCUAAAAAAAAAAAAAAAAAAGCUCUUUUAACGACAUAAACCUAAAGUACUGAACCGCUCGCUUACUAAAUUUGUUAGGAUAAUUUAUUAAGAUAUUAAUUAAUUUUACCUGUAAAAAUGAACUCUGCAAGGGCCUUACAUUUUGUUUUUAAAAUAGGUGACAGAAAAGAGACUAUUAAGUUUUAUACGAAAGUUCUCGGAAUGAAAGUUUUGCGUCAUGAAGAAUUUGAGGAAGGCUGUAAAGCAACCUGCAAUGGGCCAUAUGAUGGAAAAUGGAGCAAAACUAUGAUUGGAUAUGGCCCUGAAGAUAAUCAUUUUGUUAUAGAACUAACUUACAAUUAUGGAGUCAAAUCAUAUAAGCUAGGAAAUGAUUUCUGUGGAAUAACAAUAAAUUCAAAAGAUAUAUUGGCCAAUGCCAAGAAUCUAAGCUGGAAAAUAAGUCAAGGAAAUGAGUUAAACUAUGUUGAAGCACCUGGAGGCUAUAAAUUUUUUGUUGAUGACAAACCUUCUUCUAAAUCAGACCCUGUCCAAAAGGUUACUUUAUCCUGUUCUAAUCUUAAAUGUUCUGUUGAAUAUUGGAAUGGCUUGCUAGGCAUGAAAAUUUUCAACCAGGAAGAUAAGACAGUAUUAAUGGGUUAUUCUUCUGAACAAUGCAAACUUGAACUUGUAGAAAUAAAUGAACCUGUCAGCCAUGAACAAGCUUUUGGUAGAAUUGCUUUCGCUUGUCCAACUAAUGAGUUAUCUAAAAUACAAGAAACAAUACAAAAGGCAGGACAUAAAAUUAUAACUCCUUUAGUAAGCUUGGAUACUCCUGGAAAAGCUACAGUUUCUGUUGUGAUUUUGGCUGACCCUGAUGGACAUGAAAUUUGUUUCGUGGGUGAUGAGGCUUUCCGAGAAUUGUCUAAGGUUGACCCCCAAGGAGAGAACUUACUUAAUGAA